This is a messenger RNA of Thyridium curvatum, 1419 nucleotides long. RefSeq lists its product as uncharacterized. Gene Ontology annotation, biological process: regulation of transcription by RNA polymerase II; positive regulation of DNA-templated transcription, elongation. Gene Ontology annotation, cellular component: cyclin/CDK positive transcription elongation factor complex; nucleus. Bases 1 to 1419 code for a protein of 472 amino acids. NCBI's taxonomy places the organism in Eukaryota, Fungi, Ascomycota, Sordariomycetes, Thyridiales, Thyridiaceae. The record is from RefSeq and is a predicted model, not a curated record. The transcript is spliced from 2 exons. Gene Ontology annotation, molecular function: cyclin-dependent protein serine/threonine kinase activator activity.
AUGGCGAGCAUCGACAAGUAUCGCCCGGCCCGGGAAGGCUAUCAGCCUCCAUCAAUACCUUCCAGACCCCCGCAGCGCGAUGACCGCCAGUCCAGAUCGCCGUCACGGCGGCGCGACGUGCCCCCGGCAGUCCCCUCCCCUCCUUCCCUCAGCUCAAGAACAUCGCCACCGAGACCGCAGUCGAGAAGGAAUCCUCCCUCACCGGCGCCAUCUGCGCCGCGGACACCCGCGCGGACACCGGCCAGUCAAUGGCUCUACACUCCAGACGAGGUGCUCAGCUCCCCGAGCAUCAUCGAUGGGCUCUCGCCGGCAGAGGAGAAGAUCAGAAGGGCAAAGGGUGUUAACUUCAUCUACCAAGCCGGCAUCAUCAUCGAGCCGCAUGCCCUCCCUUCUGUCACCCUCUUCGUUGCUAGCGUCUUCUUCCACCGGUUCUACAUGCGCUACAGUAUGGUGGAGGAGAAGGGGGGCAUACAUCACUACAAUAUUGCUGCCACCGCCCUGUUUCUCGCAAACAAGACCGAGGAGAACUGCUUCAAGACGAAAAACAUCAUCAUCGCUGUCGCAAAGGUAGCGCAGAAGAACCCGAAGUUGAUCAUCGACGAGCAGAGCAAAGAGUAUUGGCGAUGGCGUGACAGCAUCCUCAUGUACGAGGAGCUGAUGCUCGAGGUCCUCACCUUCGAUCUCAUGGUCACGAAUCCCUACGAGCAGCUGUGGAAUCAGCUCAAUAGGCUGAACCUGCUGAACUCCAAGCGCAUCAGGGCCGCCGGGUGGACUUUCUGCAACGAUGCGGCCCUGACCGUACUGCCGCUCCUCAUGGACGCCCGGGACAUCGCCAUCGCCUCCAUAUUCUUCGCCAGCACGCUGACCGGCGAAAAGAUCGCCGACUCGGGCGACGAGCCAUGGUGGAAGUUCCUCCGCGCCGACGAGGAUAAGGUCGCCCGCGCGAUCGACGUGAUGGAGGCAUUCUACAUCGAGAACCCGCUUAAGAAACAGAACACGAGCUACCAAGGGUCGCCCAAGUUCAGCCUGGAGGACACCAGGAGACGCGGCGACGUGAGCCAGACGGACGCGGGCUCGAGUAACAACGGCACGCCUCUACCCAGCAACGACAGGGGCACCGCCAGCCCGGUGGAGUCCGGGAGGAGGCCGAGAGACGGCGAUAAGGACUCCGACGCUCCGGCCUCCCAGUUCGACCCGGACAUGCUGCAGCAGAGCCAGGGGGACUCGGACGUGGCGCUUAAGGUCGCCGCCAACGAUCUGGAUCACCACCGGGGCAGGCCCAACGGUAAGGCCGCCAUGCUGUCGCCCGGCGUUAAGCGCAAGAGCGUCGAGCCAGACUCUGACGACGCCGAAAGGCACCAGAAGCGCAGCCGCCGGCAGUCCGAGUCUGACGAGGGAGAAGUGAGGGACGACGACUAG